GAGUCGAAUGAGUUGAAAUCAGAGGAAGCAGAAGUAAAGCCUAUUGAAGAAACAGCCGGAAAAGAUGAGGAUGAAGUGGAUAGGAAGCGUGAAAAAUCCGCAGAGCCUUCACCAGAGAUAGUACGGGAACAGGAGAGAGUACCAGAAAAGGAGAUUCGAGAAGAGAGUUCACCACCAAAAGAUGAAGCAAAAGUAGAGAAGGAGGGUGAGGAGCGAAGUCUAGUUGAGGGGGUGGAGAGUAUUGAUUUGAAUAAGGAGGGGAAUAUUAAUGAGGGUGAUUCGGUGGUGAUGAAUAAUACCGAUGAGAAUGUUAAUAAAGUUAUCGUGAACGGAAACGAACCGAAUGCGAACGAUGGAGAUCAACAUAAAACAGCAACACAUCAUGCGGUGGAAGUGGUACUCGAAGAAACAGAGAAAGAAGAGAAGGCAACUAGCGAAGAGGAGGACGAAACGAAGAUAGAGAGGAAAAGAAGGGAGUUCGAGAACAAGCAGGCAGAGAUGUUAAAGGAUAUCACCAAUGUCAGUGUAGAAAUGAUGCUGUACAGUCGGAGUUAUCUGAUGUUGAUGCGGGACGUGGUCAAGGAAUUGAAACUGAAGACGUGUCCAGUAGAGGAGACGGAGUUGAAGAGCUUGGGCAUCGACAUCGGGACGGCACCGGUGGUGAAUAUGGACAGACAGCAACGACGUUUGGAAGGUGUGUCGAGGGCGUUUGCACCGGGUUGGAUGCCGGAUAAUAAGAAUCCAUUGAGACCGAAGCAGUAUCAUGGGCGUUUGAGUGAUCGUGGCCAUUCGCAACGUACAGAUCGUGAUCGAAAGCGGGGACCGAUUAGCAGACCGUCAAUAGAUCGCCCGGCACGAGAACCAGUCAAAUUGCAUAAAUCUGAGAACGCAUGGAAACAUGAGGCGUUGUCGCAGUUGGAUAAGGAUCAGAAACAAGUGAUUGAAGAGUCACAGGAGAGUGGCAAAUCGGAAUUUAGAAGCGGUAUUUUGACAAGAUGCCAACAGACUUUUGAAACGAAAAGACAGGACGAGAUCAAUAAGAAGAGGGAGGAGGCAGCGGCCGAGAAGGAUGAGAAGAGGCAGAAGGAGUUAAAAAUCGAGGUAAUGGAAAUGGAGGCGAAGGAA
Messenger RNA from Anisakis simplex (herring worm), 1125 nucleotides. Lineage: Eukaryota; Metazoa; Nematoda; Chromadorea; Rhabditida; Anisakidae. The record is from the annotation of a GenBank genome assembly.